Molecule: messenger RNA, 2799 nt
Organism: Dicentrarchus labrax (European seabass)
Lineage: Eukaryota; Metazoa; Chordata; Actinopteri; Moronidae
Product: afadin- and alpha-actinin-binding protein-like
Exons: 14
Coding region: 200-1948 (582 amino acids)
Source: RefSeq, a predicted model, not a curated record
UGCAGUGGUGUGUACUGUCAUUUAGACCGACAUGGAUUAAGGGGCUGCCGUGUCGUGAAGCAAGGAGCGAUUGGGAAAUACAAUUGCAAACUGCAACAUUUAAGAGCAGAGUGCGUAGGUGGAUCUUGUGGUGAGCUUUGUGCAUCUUGCACAUGUAGUUGAUGAUCUAGACACGUAGCCUGAAGGCUGCACUGCAACAAUGCCAGAAUCCUCCCUGGUCAAGGACAUUUGCAGCAGUUCUGUUGAAUGUAGAACAUCCCCCUUGAGGCAAUUUAGCCAAUCACCGCUGCCACUGCACAGAAAGCCCUACAUGCUCAGUACCUUCUGCACAGAGAACAACGUGCAAGAAUGUUUAUCGCACAUCAGUCAGGAGGUGUCAUCUCUUGGCCUCCCACCAGUUUGGACAGAGUCGGGCAGCUCAGAGAUGAACGUCGUGGCUGUGCUGAAUUGCAUGUAUGACCUGAUUCAGCUGCACCACAGGGGCCUCCGAACCCUGGAAAACAUGGAAGUGGAGCAACUUAAGUCCAGCAGCAAUGUCAACUUCCUGCAGCUCACCAGCACCAGACUAAAAGAGCAGCUUGAACAGUCCAAAAGAGAAAACAUGGGACUCCUUGAGCGAGAACGGCAGCUACAGCUUAAAGUCAAGAGUUUGCAAAACUGCCUGAAAAAUGAGAAAGAAGAGGUGCAAAAACUUCAGAACAUAAUUUCAAGUCGGGCCAGCCAGUACAAUCAUGAGAUGAAAAGGAAAGAAAGAGAAUUUAACAAACUGAAAGAGCGCUUGAAUCAACUUCUGGUUGACAAAAAGGAAAAGAAACAAGCCAUUGAUGUAUUAAACAGCAUUGGAAGAGCAGAUGGAAAGAGAAGUCUUUGGAAAACUGAAAAGACAGAGGCGAAGCAUGAGGGGGAGAUGUACAAGACUCUACUGAGUGACUAUGACACCCGACAAAGGGAGUUGCUGCUGGAAAAUGCAGAGUUGAAAAAAGUGUUGCAGCAGAUGAAAAAGGACAUAGUGUCCAUUCUGAGUUCAAGGAAGCCACUGCUGAAAGGAGACAAACAUCAAGACGAUGGCAUACAGGCUGACUCAGAGGAGGAAGAAGAAGUGUUUGAUUCCAGUAAAGAACGCGUAGAGCUGUAUUGUGUUCAUGCCCGGGAGAAGCUCACCAACAGUAUUCGCCUCCAGUGGAGAAGACUCAAGAGCCACGUUGAAAGACUGGACAGCCAAGCAUCCUUGGCUCAGAUGGGCGAGAGUAAAAACACUGAUGCUGUUUCCAGAGAGACUCAUGAGGAGGAGAUGGACAGAUUGAAGCUGGAGAUUCAGCAGUGCAAAGACUUUAUUCAAACACAACAGCAGCUCCUGCAGCAGCAGCUGAGCUCUCCGUGUGAUGAGGAGACAGUAUCCCUGCUGAGUGACUGCUACAUGCUGCAGGAGAAAGAGCGCCUCAGAGAGGAGUGGAAGACCCUAGAGGAACAGAGAAAGAUCUUUGAAAGGGAGAGGAAGAACUUCACUGAGGCAGCUAUAAGACUUAGCCAUGAGAGGAAGGCCUUCGAGGAGGAUCGAGCAACAUGGCUCAAACACCAGUUUUUAAACUUGAGUCCAUUUGCUGACUCAAAGAAACCCCCGAUGUCAAAGUCUAAAAGUGCCUUUUUAAUAUCUGAAACGAAGGUGAGUGCAGGGUCGGCUCCAGAAAAUCUCACCAGAUGCCCAUCUAACACAACCUCCUCCACACCCAGAUGUGUCCCACUCACAUCACCAUCAACAGCCGACCUGCAUCGCACACUUUGCCUUAUCCAAGAAAACAGCUCAACCAAACCAAAGAGAAAGGCUGAACAUGCUGGAGAGUCAAGCUUCUUUUUUAAUGGAAAUGUUCCCGUUCAGCACAAAGAGUGGAACGACAGCGAAGACCACAGCAGACACACACUCACAAAGGAAAAGAACAGCUCUAUAUGAAACCAAAAACUUUCAUCAUUUGAAUCAGAAUUAUUGUUAAUGUCCAUUAAUUAUGGAUUAUUUGUGGUAUUUCAGAAAUACACCUGAAUUGUAAAUGCCAAACAAAUGCAGAUAGACUGUAAAAUAAUUAAAUAGCUGUUAACAGUUGAAGCCAAACUGGUUAGCUGCUGGUGUUCUGUGCUCUGUGUAAGUGAGAGAAAAUCUGUAAUCUGUUUCUUUUUUAAUAUCUUAAUGUAUUUAUUUAUUUAUGUGCUACUGUAACUCUUGUUUGGGCUGUCAGACCUCAUGUCUAGGAUCUUAGUCCAAGGCUAGUAUUUUUUGGCAAUGUAAGCGUGCCACAAAAGAUCCCAUAUCCCGGUAAUGAGAUGUUGGCUGGCCCUUGUUAAUGGUCACUGUGGUACCUAAAUCGUGCUGUUUAUAUCACAGCUUUUCAGCUUCUGUUAUCAUGUUAAAUAUGUUAACAAUGUUUAAAUGUAGAUUCAAUGCUGCUGUUUCACUAAAUGCAAAAAGAAACUGGGUAUGUAUGUUUCUAUAGUUUAACACAGAAAUGUGUUUAACAACAUUGUUUUUUAAUAACUGUUCACACAUUAGUAGCAGGUCAUAUAUGAUGAUGUAGUUAAAUAGGAACAAAGGCUGUAAAAUUGAACAAAUUACAUACUGUGUAGUGGAACUCUGCACUAAGGUUAGACCACUCUGAUGUCAAUAUGAAUGUAAAUUCCUCUCAUAAUUUUUUUAAUGUGUUUAUUCUAGUGGCUUUAUAUUGAGAGAAUUUGUACCACAGGAACGUGACAUGAUGUAUUGUAGACAAUCUUCUAUUCUUGAAACAUUCAUUACACAUUCUUGAAACACAA